AUGGCGUGGAUCGUUCUGACAUUUUUCUCCCUUGUCCGUAUUACUGCGGGUGUGCUGGUCAUCAUCGCAGAGAAAUCUUCCAAUCUUGGCGUAACAAUCGCUUCAGUUAUUUUCCUAAAUGCUGGCAUGAUCCCCUUGAUAGCAGCAACUUUGGGCUUGCUUCGAAUUAUAAUGGCUCUUGAGCAGAAUAUGAAUCGGCACAUUCGACAAUGCUUAGUUGCGGCUCGCAUUCUUUUCCUCGUCGGGAUUGGUCUUACUGUUGCAGGUGGAGCUCUGGAAGGGAGCGACACAGUCAGCGAUGCACUUACUGGCCAAAAGCUUGUCAAGACCGGAUACAUCAUUGUCGUGGUCGGUCUUAUCUCUCGGCCACCAGCAAAACGGUUUGUUGUCCAUGAUCCCGAUGUUUACCCAUCACCCAAAACUGAUGUUUUCUCUCAGGUACACAAUGCUACAAUCCUGGCUACACCGUUUAUCAUUGUUCGCAUCUCGUACCUGUUUCUGUCUGUGUACGAGCCAUCUGACCCGAGAUGGAAUGAUCUAAGCGGUCCAAUCGCCCCUUUUGUGACUAUGGGUCUGAUCAUGGAGUAUACGGUGGUUUGUGUUUACCUGGCCACGGGCUUCAUGAUUCCUAACUGGAGGAAUAUUGAGAAGCCAGAAAUACUCCUGAGCGAAGUGGCCAGAUGA
Molecule: messenger RNA, 684 nt
Organism: Penicillium brevicompactum
Lineage: Eukaryota; Fungi; Ascomycota; Eurotiomycetes; Eurotiales; Aspergillaceae
Exons: 4
Coding region: 1-684 (227 amino acids)
Source: RefSeq, a predicted model, not a curated record